Molecule: messenger RNA, 3026 nt
Organism: Eublepharis macularius
Lineage: Eukaryota; Metazoa; Chordata; Lepidosauria; Squamata; Eublepharidae
Gene: HSBP1
Product: heat shock factor binding protein 1
Exons: 4
Coding region: 99-335 (78 amino acids)
Biological process (GO): cellular heat acclimation
Cellular component (GO): nucleus; cytosol
Molecular function (GO): transcription corepressor activity
Source: RefSeq, a predicted model, not a curated record
CCAGGACACGGAGAGAGCGGAAGUCGCGAGGCGAGGCCCGGAAGCGGUAGGGAGGCGGGUUUGCCCAGGAGACCGGAGGGAAACCGCAGCAAGCGAGAAUGGCGGAGACGGACCCCAAGACCGUUCAGGACCUCACCGCCGUGGUGCAAACCUUGCUCCAGCAGAUGCAGGACAAGUUUCAAACCAUGUCUGACCAGAUCAUUGGCCGGAUCGACGACAUGAGCUGUCGCAUCGAUGACCUGGAGAAGAACAUAGCAGAUCUCAUGACUCAAGCUGGAGUGGAAGAGCUGGAAAGUGAGAACAAGGCUGCUACCAAGACUUCAACUUGCCAAUAAUCUUGGAUGGGUGCUGGAAAGAGAAAUUUUUACAAGCUUACAGGGAUUUCAAGACGGCGUUUGUUGGGCUUUUAUUUUUCAAAUACUGUGUGUAAAAGCAUUUUUCUACAGCUGUAGAACUUGCAUUCCUAAUAUACAUUGUAUAGCUAGAUUUGGAACAGUUUCUAUUCUGAUUUAUUGCAUAUUUGUGGAUUUCGCACACUUUUUUGAAUGGUCACGUUCUAUAUGCUUCAGUUAUUAAAAACUCAGUUUGAUGGAGUUCAACUAAAAUACUAAUAUUUGAGUGGAUUUUUGUGAAAUCACAUUUUUUUAAAAAAAAUUCCUCAUACGAAGUUUUGCAUUUAGUUCUUUUGGUAAUUCUUCUCACUUGGGUGGCUAAAAUUUCUAAUCAAUCUGAACAACAUAUUUGUCAUAUGUGCAUGAGGCAUUUUUGUGGAGUCAGGCACAAGAAUGAAAACUCAGUGUUCUAAAAUCAGCGAGUACAACAUUCGCCAUUCAAUUUAACACAACAAGCAGUCAGCUUUGGGCAUUCGGCCACUAUGAGCCAUCGCUCUUUGUUAUCAUCAGUCCAAACAUUUUGGGAUUUCAUCUAGUGACUUUAGAUAGAUAAUAUAAAUAUUAAGCUUGUAUUUCAAUAAAUUGCAGCUGCCACUGCCAGAGAAAUAAUUUGGAGUGUGAGAGAGACUCGUUUAAGAAAGGUAGCUUAUCAUAAAGAUUACCCACAUGAGCUGCUGUGAAAAACCUCAGCUUAGGGAGAUAAGUGGAAGCAGAGCAGAGUGGCCAAGUUUGGGUAAGUCCUAUAUCCCCUCUCUCCCUUCUCUCUUUACUGUACCGAUUGCUUUUUUAAAUCUAAAGUUAUACUAGCUUUGGAUUUCUUGUAGUGCUGCUCUAGACAAAAAAAAUGCAGAUAUUUCCCCCAGCUCAUUUUAAGAUCAUUUUUUAAUAGGAAGCGCGACCACCAGCAGACGUGACUCCUGUGAUUCCUUUGGGGGCAAGAGAAUCUUGGGAAAGAAAAUACCAUUGUUUAUGUACCAGCAUUGGACAGGUUUAGUGUAGGUGGAUCAGUCGGGAGCAGUGUGUUCCUUGACCGAUUGAACACUUGGAGAACAGAGGAUCAUUUUCUGUAUUUUGUUUAUCCACCCCACAAAUGAACGGGCUGAGAUUCUCUUGCCUAGUGGGGGAGCAGUCUGCUGUUGCACGUGAGAAUUGGGGAAACGGGGGUGCUAAACCAACACUGGCAUCAGGAGAGAGUUUCCUUCUGAAACUGCAAAAAGAGGACUCGUCGUUAGAAGAAAGCAACAGCUCUUCCUACGUUCUCCUCUUUCUUAAAUCAGGUUAUGAAUGGGGGGCAUAGGGGAUGAUUUAGGAAGGUGCUUACGAUCGUCAAACCCAUAUGGAUCAGUGAGGGUUCUUUAGCAAGAACCAUUCAAUCCUCUGAAGUCAAGGAUUGGGAAGGGGGGUGGAUGGAGGAGAACGUUUCACCUGCCCCCAGUUCCUUCCCUUACCCACAAAGACGUGUUCUACAACCUUGAAAGAGGUUCAGUCCCACAGCUUGUGUAUUGCUAGUCAAUAGAGGUUGCUGUUGACGGACAAUGCAAUCCCUGUAGGCCCUUAGAUGUAUAAAGUGGAGUCAUUUUUCUUGAACGUGGAUACAGUAAGAUGCCUGCAGUCCUCCCCCACAUAACUGUGUAGCAGACGGCCAGUACCCCGGGGUAGAUAAUGUCACCUUUUUCCUAAGUUAAGUACUUCGAUGUUUUAAGCUACAUGAGGAACUCCUUCCAGGCAAGAUUUCCUUGCCAGUAAGGGAGCUUUCAUGCAAGUAUAAAUCGUCACGGAGAGCAUCAUCACAUAGCUGAGAACUGAAAUCUGCAGGUGGUGGAAAGUUAAUCUUGUCCUUCCAGCAGCUGCGGAAAUAAGCUAGGAUCCCAUGUAUGCAGGUAUAAUGGGAAGAGCCAUUCAUCUCAGGCUUCAUUCUCACAGAGGUGAUGAACCUGUGUUUGGGGCUUGGACUGUGCCAUUUUAGGGAGCAGGGGAGAGGCCGAUCUCAUUGAUUGCUUCUCUGUACGAAAAAGAACCCCUCCACAUGGAAGAGCUUGUCAUGGGAGGGUUGGCUAGGACCCCUGUGCAGGUAAUGUUAAACACAGUGGGGUUAGGUCAUGUGAGCCCCCACCUGUAGUCUGAAUGGUAGAGCUCAGGUACAGGUUUCCCAUCUCGGCCCUUAAGAGAUCAUUGCAGCAGUGGGUGGCCAGUAUUUCGGUAGGCUGCUGAUGCCGUCUAGGUUGUUUUUGUGUUCUCUGCUAUAGCAGACUUGUUUUAUUUCCUUCGACUCAAAGCUGAGCAUUUGCUUAAAAGGGUGAGAAAAGUAAGAAGAGAGAGUGGUUUUUUGGACUCCAUAAAAUAUGGCAGAAAUGUGUGAAUAGCCUAGAAUUUCGCAGCCCUUAUCUUGUACGAAAGAUGCUCCCCCCCGCCACUUUCCAACAGCCACAACUGGAAAGCAUGCCACUCGUAAAAAUUUGCUGCUGCGUAGGUUAUGUAUAUUGACAGUUGUUUCUCAAAAUGUGUUGUGUUAGGAAAGCAAAGCUGGAUUGUGUAAAAAAAAACAAAACAAACCUGUCCUUGUACCACCAGCCUUAGACUUUCUGAUCGUCUCAUUUAAAAACACUCUUAAUAAAAACUGAAAUGCCACUAAAA